CUCCUCGGCUCCACGGCUCCCUCGGCCGCUGCCGUCUCCAACCCCCCCUCCCCACUCCCCCGCCACGGCCCCUAGCCCCUGGCCGUUUGGCAAACCCCCCCCCUGCCGCGGGGCUCCCCGAAAUCCAGUUCCCCUCCCCCAUCCCAGCUCAUGCCCCAGCCCCCGAACCUCGGGGCUACCAGCCCCCGGUGCCCCCGCCCCUCCUGAGAAUCGGGGUGUGCUCCCCAAGCCCCCUCCCCUCCACUGGGGAGCCCCUUUUAGGGCCCCCUUCCUCUCCCUCCCACGCUCCCCUACCCUUCCCUUCUCCAACCCCCUCCUUCCCCUCUCACCCCUCCCCCCAUCCUGGCCCCCCCUGCAAAAGUGGGGUGCGGAGGGGGGAGGGGUGAGAACCCACCAAGGGGAGGAACGAAACUCCAAUGAAGUCAGAGCCCCUUACCCGCCGCCGCGGCCAGGCCCCCCAACAUGGACUGUCUCUGUAUAGUGACAACCAAGAAAUACCGCUACCAAGAUGAAGACACGCCCCCUCUGGAGCACAGCCCGGCCCACCUCCCCAACCAGGCCAAUUCUCCCCCAGUGAUUGUCAACACAGAUACCCUAGAAGCCCCAGGAUAUGUGAACGGAACCGAGGGGGAGAUGGAAUACGAGGAGAUCACAUUGGAAAGGGGUAACUCAGGUCUGGGCUUCAGCAUCGCAGGUGGCACUGACAACCCACACAUCGGUGACGAUCCAUCCAUUUUCAUCACCAAGAUUAUUCCUGGAGGGGCUGCAGCCCAGGAUGGUCGCCUCAGGGUCAACGAUAGCAUCCUGUUUGUAAAUGAAGUGGAUGUGCGGGAGGUGACCCACUCAGCAGCGGUGGAGGCUCUCAAAGAGGCAGGCUCAAUCGUGCGCCUCUACGUCAUGCGCCGGAAGCCCCCAGCUGAGAAGGUCAUGGAGAUCAAGCUCAUCAAGGGGCCUAAAGGUCUUGGUUUCAGCAUCGCAGGGGGCGUAGGGAACCAGCACAUCCCUGGGGAUAAUAGCAUCUAUGUAACCAAGAUCAUCGAAGGCGGUGCUGCCCACAAGGAUGGGAGGUUGCAGAUUGGAGACAAGAUCUUGGCGGUCAACAGUGUGGGGCUGGAAGACGUCAUGCAUGAGGAUGCUGUGGCAGCCCUGAAGAACACGUAUGAUGUUGUCUACCUAAAGGUGGCCAAGCCCAGCAAUGCCUACCUGAGUGACAGCUAUGCUCCCCCAGACAUCACAACCUCUUAUUCCCAGCACCUGGACAAUGAGAUCAGUCAUAGCAGCUACCUGGGCACUGACUACCCCACAGCCAUGACCCCCACUUCCCCUCGGCGCUACUCUCCAGUGGCCAAGGACCUGCUUGGGGAGGAAGACAUUCCCCGAGAACCGAGGCGAAUCGUGAUCCACCGGGGCUCCACGGGCCUGGGCUUCAACAUUGUGGGUGGUGAGGACGGCGAAGGCAUCUUCAUCUCCUUCAUCUUGGCCGGGGGCCCUGCGGACCUCAGCGGGGAGCUGCGGAAGGGGGACCAGAUCCUGUCGGUUAAUGGUGUUGACCUCCGAAAUGCCAGCCAUGAGCAGGCUGCCAUUGCCCUCAAGAAUGCGGGUCAGACGGUCACAAUCAUUGCUCAAUAUAAACCAGAAGAGUACAGCCGAUUCGAGGCCAAGAUCCACGACCUUCGGGAACAGCUCAUGAACAGCAGCCUGGGCUCAGGGACUGCCUCCCUUCGGAGCAACCCCAAAAGGGGUUUCUAUAUCAGGGCCUUGUUUGAUUACGACAAGACCAAGGACUGCGGCUUCCUGAGCCAGGCCCUGAGCUUCCGCUUUGGGGAUGUGCUGCAUGUAAUUGAUGCUAGCGAUGAGGAGUGGUGGCAGGCACGGCGGGUCCACUCUGACAGUGAGACGGAUGACAUUGGCUUCAUCCCCAGCAAACGACGGGUUGAGCGACGGGAGUGGUCAAGGUUAAAGGCCAAGGACUGGGGCUCCAGCUCUGGAUCACAGGGUCGAGAAGACUCGGUUCUGAGCUACGAGACAGUGACGCAGAUGGAAGUUCACUACGCUCGCCCCAUCAUCAUCCUUGGACCCACCAAGGACCGCGCCAAUGACGAUCUUCUCUCCGAGUUCCCCGACAAGUUUGGAUCCUGUGUUCCCCAUACUACACGGCCCAAGCGGGAGUAUGAGAUAGAUGGCCGGGAUUACCACUUUGUAUCGUCCCGGGAGAAAAUGGAGAAGGACAUUCAGGCGCACAAGUUCAUUGAGGCUGGCCAGUACAACAGCCAUCUCUACGGGACCAGCGUCCAGUCCGUGCGAGAGGUGGCAGAGCAGGGGAAGCACUGCAUCCUCGAUGUCUCAGCCAAUGCUGUGCGGCGGCUGCAGGCGGCCCACCUGCACCCUAUCGCCAUCUUCAUCCGCCCCCGCUCCCUGGAGAAUGUGCUAGAAAUUAACAAGCGGAUCACAGAGGAGCAAGCCCGCAAAGCCUUUGACAGAGCCACCAAGCUGGAGCAGGAGUUCACAGAGUGCUUCUCAGCCAUCGUGGAGGGUGACAGCUUUGAGGAGAUCUACCACAAGGUGAAGCGUGUCAUCGAGGACCUCUCAGGCCCCUACAUCUGGGUCCCAGCCCGAGAGAGACUCUGAUUCCUGCCCUGGCUUGGCCUGGACUCGCCCUGCCUCCAUCAUCCGGGCCCUUGGUCUGGACUGAAUUGCCCACGUCCUUCGCACCCCAGCCUCCCUCUGACCCCUUCUUAUUUAUUUCCUUUCUAACUGGAUCCAGCUCAUUGGAGGGGGGACACUCCUCUGCAUGUAUCCCUACACCCCAGAACUGGGCUCCAGAAUCCUAGGAACCUGGGGUCUGAGCGGGGAGCCGGGCUCCUGGUUCCAAGCCCUUGCUCCUCAGGAUCCCUACCCUUACCUGCCCCCAAUGCACACACAGACCCACUGGGGGCUGCCCGCCCUCCCCCAUACAUUCCAGAAGUCAGGGCCCCUCUCAAGGAGCACCCACUGUAGGGAUGCAGGGCCACAGGCCUCCGCGCUCUCUGGAGGCAGGGUCUGGGGUCACCCUUGCUCCAUCAUAACUCCCCAUGUCCCUUGAUUUCUCAAUUUUUUUUUUUCCAUUUUUUUUCUCCUAAAAGGUGGUUUUUUGGGGAGAAGUAGUGGGACUCUUCUGCAGGUCCCCUGCCUUCCACAUGCCCCCACCUUUUUUCUUUGCUGGUUUGCAUGAGUGGAAGGUCUAACUGUGGCUUUUUUUUUUUUUCCUGGGAUUUUUCUUCU
Molecule: messenger RNA, 3261 nt
Organism: Marmota flaviventris (yellow-bellied marmot)
Lineage: Eukaryota; Metazoa; Chordata; Mammalia; Rodentia; Sciuridae
Gene: Dlg4
Product: discs large MAGUK scaffold protein 4
Biological process (GO): postsynaptic neurotransmitter receptor diffusion trapping; establishment or maintenance of epithelial cell apical/basal polarity; cell-cell adhesion
Cellular component (GO): postsynaptic density membrane; neuron projection; basolateral plasma membrane
Molecular function (GO): protein kinase binding; ionotropic glutamate receptor binding
Source: RefSeq, a predicted model, not a curated record